Molecule: messenger RNA, 136 nt
Organism: Dentiscutata erythropus
Lineage: Eukaryota; Fungi; Glomeromycota; Glomeromycetes; Diversisporales; Gigasporaceae
Source: the annotation of a GenBank genome assembly
AAAAAUUUUAUUUGAAAUAACUGUUGAGCUAGUAGCAUUUGUUGAAAUAUUUGAUAAGUUUGUAGUUUCUGAAGAGAUAACUGUUGAACUUAUAUCUUCAAUUGAAUUAGUUGUUAAAUCUAUAAAAUUGUUAUAA